AUGCAGUAAAAUUUCUUACAAAAGGAGUAAAACAAAGUUUUAACAUAAAUAGAGCAAAUUAAUUUUGUGAAAAAUUUGACAAAAGAAAAAAAAAUCAAUUAGGAUGAAUCACAAUGGAUUAUUUAGUACAUUGAAGAAAAUCAACACCUCUCUUCAAUUAUUUCAUAUGCCUUAGGAAUUGGGUUUAACAAUUAUGGAGAAUUUUUAGAGUUAACCGAUGUCCUAGAGAAUUAAGAUAAAGACCAAUAGAAGAGAACUUAUGAUGUCUGUUUAAACAAGUUGGAAUCUCUGAAAACAAGUAAAAAUGAAAAUUCAAUCGACUUGAUUAAAAAGACUUAUUUAAAUCUAUCACAAGAUGAGUAAUUUAAUGAAGCAUAGAAUUUCUCUUCAUCUUCCUCUAUUGAGCUUGAAGACACAAUCCUUCUCUGUAAGUUGGUUAAAAAACAAUUUCAAUAAGUUCUUCAGCCUUCUUAAUUAUUAGUUGUCCUAGAACUAUUUGACCAUGGAUCGAAAGGAAGAAUAGCAGAAAUUUCUCCUGGAGAAGGGAAAACUUUAAUUACAGUCCUCCUAGCAAUACUAUUAGUAAAGAAAAAGCUAAAGAAUGUCCAUAUCAUAAUCAGCUCAAAUUCUUUGGCUACUCAAAAAUCCAAAAAAUCAACAUAAUUUUAUAAUUUAUGUAAAGUUUCGGUUUCCUAUAAUAUCAAUGACUAAAUUGAGCAUUCUGAAUAAGUGAGCUCUUGCUAUUAAAAUUAAGUAAUUUAUGGAGAUGUUUUGAGCCAUUAAAAGAGUCAUGGAUAUGGAGUGUAAUGCUAUAUUAUUUUGAAUGAUGAGAUAGAUUCUUUAUUAGCUGUGGGCAUUUCAAUGGAUUAAGAUAUUCAAAUUAAAACUAAGUUUUAAUAAAAUAUUUUAUUAUAUUAAGAAAGGUUGUUGGGAUUAACAGGAUAUUUAGGAUCAGAAGAGUAAACUUUUUUAGCAAAGAAGUACAAUCUUGACUGUGUAUUAAUUUCUGCUCAUUCUCAAAAUCCCAUAGAUGAAGUACAAGGAUUAACAAUGGAAUCUGAACAUGCCUGGCUUAAGAGUAUUACUAAAGCAGCUCAAGAAAAAUUAAAUAAUAGAGCUGUGUUGAUCAUUGCAUAAGAUGAAGGGGAAAUGAAUAAAAUAGAUAGAGAAAUAUCUAAAUCUUAAAAAGUCAUCAAAUAUACAGAAAAUGAUAAAAUCUCUGAAAUUGAAAUUGGGCUUAAUACUAAAAUACUUACAACAUAUCAAACGAUUUUAUAAAUAACUACUAAAAUAAAUGCACAGUUAGAACGGAAUGGAAGGAUACAUGUGAUCAUGUCAUUUUUACCUUAAAGUAGUAGAUUAGAAGAAUUAGGGUUUGCUAGAAUAUUUAGGCAAGGAAUAAAAGGAUCCAAGUAAUUGAUAGUGCAAAUGAGUGAGAGUUAGAAGUUUAAUUCUAUUGGAAAUAUUUCUUAAUUGCUGAUACCAGAAAGGAAAUAAGAAAAUAGCACUUGCUUGAAUUUAGAGGAUCUUAAAUUACUUAGAAAGAAAAACGAAUAAUGCAUUAAUGAGAUUGAAAAGGAUUGGAAACAAUUAGGCGAUUUUUAAAUCAAUUAAGUCCAAGAUGAAGAACAAAAUAAAUUGCUACAACAAACUAUAAUCAACCAAAAAUAGAAUAUGAUAGCAAUACAAGUUGAAUAAUUUUAUAAAAAUGACGAAUCUUAUUAACAAUAACUUACUUAAGAUUCUAUUUAAUUUUAAGAAUCCAUAAAAAAUCUGCAAAUUGAAACAAAUGAAAAUAGAUUCAUUGCAUCCCCUGUUUUAUCUCAUAUAUCUAAUGUCUAAAAUAUUGGUUUCGAUAAACGAUAAAUUUAAAUGAUAGAAAAAGAGAUCAAAUGCUUAAAGCAUAAAGUAUAAGCAAUUUAUGUAUUUUGCGAUGAAUAGUUGAAAGGUUAAGACAAAUUCGGAUGCGAACAAUGUCUAAAUGAAAAGGAUAAAAUCGUUUGUGAAAAAUUGGAGUUUGUAAAGGAAUAAAUUUAGAAGAGAAAAGUGAAAGUUAGAGACUAAAAUGAGACUUCUUUAUCAUAAUUAGACUAUUAUUAAUCAAUAAUUGUAAAUGUAAAAAAAGCAAUCGAUAAUUUCAAACCUUUCUUUCAUCAAUUAACAUUAGAUCUCAGUAAGGAUGAAGAAAUAGUGAAGAAUUUAAAAGAAUAACCAAACAAUUUUAGUCUAUUAUAAGAGGUUGAUUAUAUGAAUGUAGAUGAGAAUUACUUGAUUGAAUUGGAAAUACAAGAAAUGCAAAAGAAAAGGACUUAAUUUGUUAAAUAGCUUUAAAUGAAACUUAAAUAGGAAAACUAAAAAUUCUAAAAUCUAAUUUAGAAGUUGAAUGAAAGCUUAGAUAUCCCUCCAAUGUAUCAAGAGAUUAAUCAUAAAUUAUUAUAUGAAUGUGAAUAACAAGAAUUAUGUUAAGCUUUAACUUUUAAUUUUGAUAAUUCUAAAGUAAUUGCUAGCCAAGGUUAAAAUUUAAAAGUAUGGGAUUUCCAAUAGGAUAAGAUUAUCGAUAAUAAUAUUGUACUUAGAGGACAUGAGCAAGAUAUAAGAAGUUUAGUUGUAAGCAACAAGCGUAAUUAUUUAGUAUCUGAAAGUGAUGACUCUUUUUUAAUAUGUUGGAACUUAAGAGAGGACAAUUAAAGUUGGUAGCAGAAAUUAACAAAAAAAUUAAAUUCAAGCAAGAUUACAUGUCUAAUUAUGAAUGAGGCAGAGGACGAAUUGAUUUGUUGUCGAUCAACAGGAUCAAUAGGGGUCUGCAAAAUAAUUAAGCAAGAAAAUAUAGUUUAAGAGAUAUAAAAUUUAAGAAAACACAAUAAAUAAGUAAAUUGUGUAGGCUUAAGUAAAUAGUAUGAUACUAUGGUAUCAUGUGAUGAAGGCGACCAAAUUAUAAUUUGGACAAAAGAGCAGAGAGGAUUAUGGAAAUUCAAAUAGUCUAUUGAAGCUUAAGGCAAGAGGAUUUUAAGUGCUUUUUUUUAAUCUGAUGAUAAAAUAAUUACUUUUUCAUCUAAAGGAAAAAUAUAAGAAUACAUCAAAAACAAUAAUGAACAUUUUUAAAGCGAGAACUAAGGUUUUGAGAUUAACAGCCUCUAGAAUAUUUGUAAUAGCCCUUUUGAAUUGGUUUACAAUUAAAUGAGGUAAUUAUUCAUUAUUAAAAAUCCUUAAAAGAUAUUUUUUAUUACACAAUUUAGCCUAUAAUUAAAGAAUUCUAUAUUUUGCAAAUAAAAUACAAAAGUUUUUAAUAUCUCUAGGAAUGGAAAUUAUUUAGUGACAUGGAUUGGACAACCAAAGCCCAAAUUCAAAGUCUAUGAGAUUUAAUAUGAUUAAUGA
This is a messenger RNA of Paramecium octaurelia, 3375 nucleotides long. The record is from the annotation of a GenBank genome assembly. NCBI's taxonomy places the organism in Eukaryota, Ciliophora, Oligohymenophorea, Peniculida, Parameciidae.